CGGUUGCUCCGCUUUUCACCCCUUGGCCCUUUGCCAUGGCGCGCAGAGAGCGGCGCGCCAAGCGGAUGGCAGAUUGGUAUGGACUUGCCGUGGAAGGUGAGCGCGGCGCUGCGGCAAAGAAGCAGUGUGUUGCGCGAGCCGAAGAGGUCGCUGACAAGCUUCCUCCAGGAGCUGCGAAAGGUCUGCAAAAUGCAGCACCUUCAGGCCCGGAAGGCAUUGAUCCAAUAACCAUGGAGCGGCUUCUGAGCCAGGUGCAAAAAGGUGGUCCUUCGGUACAAAACGAAGCGCUCGUCGCAGUGACAGGCCUUCCGCCACAGCAUGCGGCAAAGCUCUUGGAGUUUGCCCUUGAGAAGUCCAAGGAGCUACGGGACCCGUCGAUGUAUAUGGUGUCCACGGUGGCAAGGGGCUUCAAGCCCAGAUGGCACGAAAUGGUGGAGGCCUCUGUCCCUUCCAAAGGAUGGUUCGACGCGUUGCAAAGACGCAAGGAAAAGGCGUACAACUUGAGCUGGCGCAAGAUCGAAAGCCGCACAAAGCCAGGAGUGUUCUACUGGGAGAAUUUUCACACAGGCCAGAGAUCAGUGGACGACCCGCGACGUCCGGUUUCUCCUUCCCCUGUGCGUUUGUUUUCGCUUGCUCGCGCCGCCCGGUGUGACAGGGUGAUGUUUGUUUUGUUUUUGCUUGCUCGCGCCGCCCGGUGUGACAGGGUGAUCUUGCUUUUGCAUAGCUUUGCAUCUUUGCGCGCCGCCCGGUGUGACAGGGUGAUGUGUGUUCUCUUUUUGCUUGCUCGCGCCGCCCGGUGUGACAGGGUGAUGUUUUUUU
Durusdinium trenchii is the source of this 819-nucleotide messenger RNA. The record is from the annotation of a GenBank genome assembly. Lineage: Eukaryota; Dinophyceae; Suessiales; Symbiodiniaceae.